AUGUCGGCUUCGUUUGAUGAUGGUGGGGAGCAGCUAAGCAAACAUUUGAGAGUUUUUUAUAAAAAGAUAUUCCCCUGCGAACUUUUUGCCCGUUGGCUCGCCUACGAUUCCAAAAAUACGGCGGAUACGCUUUCGCGUAGAGAGUUUAGUUUUUCACUCGCUGGCGAUGUUUAUAUUCGCUACCAAAGCUUCAACGACGCUAUAUCCUUAAGAAAGGAGUUGGUCAAGGCCUGUCCACAUAAAAUUGACAUAGGCGCAGUGUACAGUGCCUCGCCAGCGCUUCAACGAUCCCUAUCCGCGUCUUCUUUCAAGGUACUGCCAUUCUUUUUCGCGAUGGUUUACAACAAAUACAAUAAACUAACAAACUCCUUCGAACUUAUUGACCGUCGGUCAGCAAUGUCUGAAACUAACGGCAAAGUGUCUUUUUAA
Dibothriocephalus latus is the source of this 429-nucleotide messenger RNA. NCBI's taxonomy places the organism in Eukaryota, Metazoa, Platyhelminthes, Cestoda, Diphyllobothriidea, Diphyllobothriidae. The record is from the annotation of a GenBank genome assembly.